This is a messenger RNA of Rhagoletis zephyria (snowberry fruit fly), 504 nucleotides long. RefSeq names its product nuclear autoantigen Sp-100-like. NCBI's taxonomy places the organism in Eukaryota, Metazoa, Arthropoda, Insecta, Diptera, Tephritidae. The record is from RefSeq and is a predicted model, not a curated record.
AUGAAUCCACCAUCCUCUACACCGCAAGAUGAAGCAACUACAUCAACAACUAUCGAAAACCCAAUGAGUCAUAUACCCAAGCAUGAUGCAGCUCCAUGUGCAUGCGGCUGGGUUCCCGAACGCCUCAAAGAGUUCAUGCACCAUCAACAUAAUCAGAGAAGACUAACAAUGGAUGCAUUUGUGAUGGAAACUGAAGAGCAAGGAGCAACGUCUAUGUCAUCAAUGCCAACAUACCAAGAUCCCGAUGAUUCAACAUACGCACCGCCAUUGGUUCAAGAAGAUAUGGAUAGAAGCACAAGUUCACAAUACACAGAGAGAUGCGAUUGUUUUAACUUUGCCUUGAGCACGAUGGUUCGUGGGGCCAAAGCUGAUGCGAAACCCCGAGGCCGUAUGACAGCGUACGCAUUCUUUGUACAAACAUGCCGAGAGGAGCACAAGAAGAAGCAUCCCGAUGAGACAGUGAUCUUUGCUGAAUUCUCCCGAAAGUGCGCUGAGCGAUGGAAG